AUGAUGAUAAUAGUGGCAGAGGGAAAGGUCGCUGAUAUAUUAGAAGGUGCAGAUCCAUCUAGUUUGGCCAAUAAAGUUGCUAGGGUUGCUGGGCCAGUUAAGCCUAGAGAACCAACUCCUCCUCCUGCUGUUGCUGCCAGCCUUGAGAAUGUCCAACAGUUAGCAAAAGAAAAUGGAUCUUCCCAGGAGCAAGAGCAAAUUCAAGUGAAAAAUGGCAUUGAUGAUGCCUUGAAAAGGCGGCUGCAACAGCUCUAA
Prunus armeniaca (apricot) is the source of this 255-nucleotide messenger RNA. NCBI's taxonomy places the organism in Eukaryota, Viridiplantae, Streptophyta, Magnoliopsida, Rosales, Rosaceae. The record is from the annotation of a GenBank genome assembly.